AUGAGUACAUCCAAUGGACUUCAACAUCCUGAAGGCGACCUGGAUACGCCAUCCACCUUGCCAAUGUGCCAAACUCAAUCUGCUCAGCCAGAUUUUAGCAGUAAUGCAACCAGUGCCAGCACUCUUGGCAUCCCCAACACAUAUGGGCCCCUAGCCUCCCAUAAUCUGUUCCCAUCCCCACCAUCAUGGACCGGAUCAAACGGUUAUUACGGACUGAACCUUGGUGUUGGAGGGCCUAUGUAUGGCCAGCAAUAUUCACCUUUACCGUCUGACUUGAGGCGAUGCAACACCACUCCACAGGCCAGAGUACCAAUUUCCCUGGUACCAGUCACUUCCAGGAUGGGGGUCUCACUUGUAGUCCUUUGGGGCCAUCCUCUCAAGAGGCGUUUGAGAAGCUAA
Cantharellus anzutake is the source of this 399-nucleotide messenger RNA. RefSeq lists its product as uncharacterized. The transcript has 3 exons. Bases 1 to 399 code for a protein of 132 amino acids. The record is from RefSeq and is a predicted model, not a curated record. Lineage: Eukaryota; Fungi; Basidiomycota; Agaricomycetes; Cantharellales; Hydnaceae.